Messenger RNA from Diaporthe amygdali, 1521 nucleotides. RefSeq lists its product as uncharacterized. The record is from RefSeq and is a predicted model, not a curated record. The coding region runs from base 1 to 1521 and encodes 506 amino acids. The transcript has a single exon. Lineage: Eukaryota; Fungi; Ascomycota; Sordariomycetes; Diaporthales; Diaporthaceae. Gene Ontology annotation, molecular function: aldehyde dehydrogenase (NAD+) activity.
AUGGGCUCCGCCACAUCUCCCCCGGAGCAGGAUCGCCACACGUUCUACGGAGGCAAGGCACAACAGUCGGCCGACAGCCCGGGCACAUUCCAGACGGUCGACCCGUCUACGGCCAAACCCACAGCCACCAUCCACACAUCGUCGUCCCAGUCCGUCAACGCCGCCAUCGCCAGCGCGGCAUCCGCCUUCCCAUCAUGGUCAGCCACGCCGCCCAUCGAGCGCAGCCGCGUGCUGCACCGCGCCGUGGCCCUGCUGCGUGAGCGCAACGACGAGCUGGCGCGCAUCGAAACGCUGGACACGGGAAAGCCGUACUCAGAGACAUCUACCGUCGACGUCGUCACCGGCGCUGACGUUCUGGAGUACUAUGCCUCGCUGGUAGCCUCAGGCGGGCUCAACGGCGAGAGCUUCCGCCUGCGUCCAGACGCCUCGGUCAUCACUACCAAGGAGCCCCUGGGCGUCUGCGGCGCCAUCGGCGCAUGGAACUACCCCAUCCAGAUCGCCCUGUGGAAGUCAGCGCCCUGUCUCGCCGCCGGCAAUACCCUCGUCUACAAGCCGAGCGAGUUCACGCCGCUGCACGCCCAGUACCUCGCCGAGGUCUACCGCGACGCUGGUCUGCCCGACGGCGUCUUCAAUGUCGUCUACGGCGCCGGCGAUGUCGGCGCCCAGCUGUCUGCCCACCCGCAGAUCGCCAAGGUCAGCUUCACUGGCCAGGUGUCAACCGGCAAGAAGGUCGCCGGCGCCGCGGCGGGCGGCAUGAAGUACGUGACCAUGGAGCUGGGCGGCAAGAGCCCCGUGGUCGUACUGCCGGACUGCGACGUCGAGAACGCCGUCGACGGCGCUAUGAUGGCCAACUUCUUCAGCUCGGGCCAGGUCUGCACCAACGGCACGAGGGUGUUCGUCCCGCGGGCCAUCCAGGCUGACUUCGAGCGGGUGCUGGUCAACAAGAUGCAGUACAUCCGCGCGGGCGACCUCUUCGACCCGAACACCAACUUCGGCCCGCUGAGCAGCAGGGUUCACUGCGAUAAGGUCAUCAGCUAUAUACAGCAUGGUAUCAAGAACGACAAAGCGAGGCUCCUCUACGGCGGCAACACGUCUCCCGGCGCUGUGAGCGUUCCAUCUGCGCUGAAGGACGGCUACUGGGUCCAGCCGACUGUGUUCACCGACUGCACCGAGGACAUGAAGAUUGUGAAGGAGGAGAUAUUUGGCCCUGUCAUGUGCAUCCUGCCGUACGACACCCUCGAGGAGGCCGUCAAGAAGGCCAACAACACCGACAUGGGCCUGGCGGCCGGCGUGUUCGGCAAGGAUAUCAACCAGUGCCACAAGGUCAUCGCCCAGCUCGAUGCCGGCAUCACGUGGGUCAACACCUGGGGUGAGUCGCCUGCCGAGAUGGCCGUGGGCGGUUGGAAGUUGAGCGGGCUGGGCGUGGAGAACGGCAGGAAGGGCCUCGAGAACUGGACGAGGAACAAGAGCACCUUGAUUGAGAUGAGUGGCAGCGUGCCUACCGUGUUUGCCAAGCUGUAA